Messenger RNA from Cryptococcus wingfieldii CBS 7118, 1212 nucleotides. RefSeq names its product mannose-1-phosphate guanylyltransferase. Gene Ontology annotation, cellular component: cytoplasm. The record is from RefSeq and is a predicted model, not a curated record. The transcript has 6 exons. Bases 1 to 1212 code for a protein of 403 amino acids. Lineage: Eukaryota; Fungi; Basidiomycota; Tremellomycetes; Tremellales; Cryptococcaceae. Gene Ontology annotation, biological process: biosynthetic process.
AUGUCUGCCACCAAAGGAAUCAUCCUCGUCGGCGGUCCCUCCAAGGGCACCCGCAUGAGGCCCCUCACCCUCGACUGCCCCAAGCCUCUCUUGCCCAUCGCCGGCAAGCCUAUGAUCUGGCAUCCUGUAUCCGCCCUGUCCAAGGUCGCUGGCCUCACAGAAAUCAUCAUCAUUGGUUUCUAUGAAGACUCGCAGAUGGCGCCCUUUGUCAAGGAGGCCAAGCGAGAAUUCCCCAACAUUCGCAUCAGCUACUUGCGAGAGUACAAGGCUUUGGGUACUGCCGGCGGUCUCUACCACUUCCGAGACUCCAUCCUCCGCCCCCCCGUCCCCCAAAACAUCUUUAUCUGCAACAUCGACGUCUGCUGCUCCUUCCCCUUCGCCGACAUGCUCAAGGUCCACACCUCCCACCGUGGCGUCGGCACCAUCCUCGGUGUCAAUGUCAAGAAGGAGACCGCUACCCAGUACGGUUGCAUCGUCACGGAUCCCGAGACGAACCAAAUGGUUCACUAUGUCGAAAAGCCCGAGGGAUGGAUCUCAAACACGGUGAACGGCGGUGUGUACCUGUUUGACAAGUCCUUGUUUGAUGAGAUCAAGGUGGCUAUGGAUGAAAAGACUGCCCGAGCCGCGGCCGACCCUCUUGUCAAGCCCGAUGAGAUCUUGCGUCUUGAGCAGGACGUCAUCGUCCCCCUUGCUGCCGGCAAGAAGAUGUACGUCUACCAGACCAAGGAAUUCUGGAGACAGAUCAAGACUGCUGCUUCGGCCGUCUCUGCGAACGCCCUCUACCUCAACAACUUUUCAAAGAUCUCUCCCUCCCUCCUGACUGAUGCCCAGCCAAACCAUGUUCUCGCCCCAACCUUCAUAUCCCCCUCCGCCUCCGUCCACCCCAGCGCCAAGAUUGGCCCCAACGUCGCUAUCGGCCCCAACGUGACCAUCUCUGAAGGCGUCCGAGUCAGGGACGCCAUCAUCCUGGAAGGGUCCGUCCUCGGAGAGCACUCGUGUGUGCAGAACAGUAUCAUCGGGGCGGAUUGUCAGAUUGGCAAGUGGGGCAGGGUCGAUGGCGAGGCCGAGCCCGAGAAGGAGGUCAAGGGCAAGAUCAGUGUCACCAUUCUUGCGUCUGAUGUCACUCUUGCUCCAGAAACACUUGUCAGGAGCUGUAUCGUCCUUCCAAACAAGUCUCUCAGCAAAAACUCUACCAACCAGGUUCUCCUCUGA